Sciurus carolinensis (gray squirrel) is the source of this 880-nucleotide messenger RNA. It is a transcript of the gene Mrpl34, whose product is annotated as mitochondrial ribosomal protein L34. The record is from RefSeq and is a predicted model, not a curated record. The transcript has 2 exons. Gene Ontology annotation, biological process: translation. NCBI's taxonomy places the organism in Eukaryota, Metazoa, Chordata, Mammalia, Rodentia, Sciuridae. Gene Ontology annotation, cellular component: mitochondrial large ribosomal subunit; ribosome. The coding region runs from base 117 to 395 and encodes 92 amino acids. Gene Ontology annotation, molecular function: structural constituent of ribosome.
CGAAGUUGGGUGUAGGAGAAACUACGUUUCCCAUAAGUCUUUUUUUUUUCCGCUGCAGUGGAGACUGUGGGCUCCGGAAUCUUUGGCGGCAGGGACGGCGUGACUCGCAUCUGCACAUGGCUUUCUCCGCGGGAUCCCUGUUGGGCCCCGCCGGCAAGUCGGCGGUGCAGCUGGGUGGCAGGUGGUUACAGCCCAGGAUCUGGUUGGGGUUCCCAGACUUUUGGGGCCUCCCUGUCUUGCAGCAGGCCCGUGGCAAGGCGCGCGGAAACGAGUAUCAGCCGAGCAACAUCAAACGCAAGCACAAGCACGGCUGGAUCCGGCGCCUGAGCACGCCGACCGGCGUUCGGGUCAUCCUUCGUCGCAUGCUCAAGGGCCGAAAGUCCCUGAGCCAUUGAGGAGCGUAACGCUACAGGCAGGACCCCCGUUAAAGCAUUUCCCUCGCCUCGGACCUCACCUUGCGCCUUUGCCGGGACCUGGGGAGCAGAGAAGACUCUGGUGUAAAUGCUUCCCAGAUCGUGGGGUUGGCUUAAGGGAAGAAGUUUGGGUGGAACUGGAAGUGGGGGAGUGGUAGUCAGACUUGGCCAUGUCUCUUUCUAUGCUUUUGAAUUACGAAGAAUUUCGAACAUUCGGCAGAGUACACAGAAUAGUACAACGAACCGCCGUGUCCCUAGUACAAAGCUUGGACCACCAACAAUCCACACUGUCCUACCCGCUCCUGUGUUACUUUGAAACAGAUCUAGGGCGUCAGGUUAUUUCUUCUGGGGCUAUUUUAGAAUGUCUCUCUCCAGGAUAACGGCUCUUUAAAACAUAGCUACAAAACUAUACCCCGCCAAGUUACCAGUAAUUUCUAAAUGUCAUUAAAUGUGUGAUUCCAAAUUUC